Aspergillus brunneoviolaceus CBS 621.78 is the source of this 1000-nucleotide messenger RNA. RefSeq lists its product as uncharacterized. Bases 467 to 841 code for a protein of 124 amino acids. The transcript is spliced from 2 exons. Lineage: Eukaryota; Fungi; Ascomycota; Eurotiomycetes; Eurotiales; Aspergillaceae. The record is from RefSeq and is a predicted model, not a curated record.
CAGCAGCAGUAACAGCAGCAGCAGAAACCACAGAAGACGAUAACUCCGGCUCGAAACAAUGAACCAAGGCGGACUUUCUUCUCGGCUCUAUGCGCGUCCUAACUAUUCUAUUUUCCUGACGUACUCGAUAGAUAACCAAACAUUCUAGAAGGCAUCAAUGCCACAGAUUCGACUACUGGACCCCAGUCCCAACCCCCCAAUGACAUCUUCGAAACCUAAUCUGAACUUUAUCUCAAUGUGAAUCUCUUUGAUCGAAACGAUCAAUUUCAUCAGACAUAGCUUGACAUCAACAUUGCAUCAGGGCCAGUAGAUAGAGGUCCAUGGACGAAGUUAUAAGGCCGCCCAGGGUUGCCUUACUCUACUGCAGACUAUCCAAAAUCUCCAAUAUCCACCGAUUCAACUACUGCCCCCAGGUUGUCUCUUUCACAAAGACGUUUCCCCCACCUCAUUAAUUCCCUUCAUCAACAUGUCGAACCGCUACGAGAGAGAAGCUGAAGACCGCUACGAGGCUGACAAUGACACCUCUCCUGUUUCGGGGACUGUCUACGACAACUCUUACGCCCAUGAGACCCAGUCGGGGCUGAGGGGACAGAUUCCUGUUCAGAAAGACGAAGAUCGCUAUGAUGACCCCAUGCAGCCUCCCUAUUCCAACUCGGACCAACAGCUUGCCCAAGAUGAGAACGAGGCCAUCGAUCAGUCCAACAUCCUGCAGGGAAGCCGCCUGCGUCAUGCGAAGCCAUCGACAAGAAACGCUUACAACGAAGGUCCGGAUGAGGACGACUUGCCUGAAGAAGUGCUCUACGGCAACUCCGGUGUGUCCAGCACUGGUGGCGUGGCUUGAAGACAUCCGUCACGAUGGUGGAUUUGAUGCGCAACGUGGAAUGACUCGUAUAUGAGUUUGUUAUUAUUGUUCAGUGAUGAAUUGCUCUUAUGUUGAUAUGUAAUUAUGUACUGUACACGAAUUGAAUGUGGAGGAUCUGCCUAGCCAAUUCUGCGGCAG